Messenger RNA from Prunus armeniaca (apricot), 609 nucleotides. Lineage: Eukaryota; Viridiplantae; Streptophyta; Magnoliopsida; Rosales; Rosaceae. The record is from the annotation of a GenBank genome assembly.
AUGAACAACCAUAGAAGCUGGGAAAACCUUAGCAGUGAGAUUAUGCAAGCACAAAUGUUUUUUGGUGCUACUGGGCAAGGGAAAAAAAGUUUCAACCAUACACUAUGUUGGGAGGUGGUGAAGAAUUGUAAGAGAUUCCAAAUUAUUCUAACGGGUCCGCCAAUAGUGUUGAAUGAGAUACCACUCCAUGAGACACCGACAUCGGAUUCACCUAUGGAUUCCCCGAUGAGUCAAGACUCACCUAUGGAAAAAGAGCCGAGGCCUAUUGGGAGGAAGGCAGCGAAGGCGAAGAGAGGGAGUAAUUCUACCAAGAAUACAUCUAAAUAUUUGGAGGAGCUUUCAAAGAUGCAAGCCAUGAGAAUUGAAAUGGAUAUGAAACAACAAGAGCACGAUAGGGCAAUGGAAGUAGAAUAUGCAAAAGAAAGGGAGUAUGUACGCCAAGGAAAGAUUGAAAAAAAUGAUCGGGAAACCAUGGCUAUGGAUACAACCCAUAUGUCCCCCGAAACAAAACAAUUUUGGAAGUUAGAACGAAGGGAUGUUAUGAGACGAAGACUUUUUCGUGACGAUGGACCUAGCAACACGGAUUGGUUAAAUGAUCAAAACCAUUAA